Messenger RNA from Pocillopora verrucosa, 321 nucleotides. NCBI's taxonomy places the organism in Eukaryota, Metazoa, Cnidaria, Anthozoa, Scleractinia, Pocilloporidae. The record is from RefSeq and is a predicted model, not a curated record.
AUGCAUGACCUGAUUGAGGGUGUCCAUAACCGUGCCACUUCACUUGGUCGUAACACAUGGAAGAAGCUUAUCGGUUCUAAUGCCUCCCUACAGCUGAACUGCAACAGAGAGGGCUUCAACGUCAUGGGUAGCGUGGGUGGUUCAAAAGUACGAAUUGGCAUCAUAGGCAACCAGGAAAACGACUGCGCAUCCCCCGACUCCAGAAUCGGUUUUGGUGCCGGUGGUUUUCCAACAGGCGACCCUUCGUGUGGAAACGUGGGCAGUUUCAGUUCUGAUAAUGGCGACGUGACCAUCAGGACCGUCGGAUACAUCUUUGUUUAG